AUAUUAUCUGCGAAUAAGCUUUACGGAGAUGUGAAGACGUUGGGUUCUCUGAAUGCUAGAAGUUUAUGAAAGUUCUGUUGCAUAACCUUUAGAUAUAUGAGUGAGGUUUACUAUGAUGUGCUCGAAAAUAUCCGAAAAUAUCGAAGUUCAACGCAUGAACAUUUGGAAUAUACCGAUAUAACAACAUAUUUACAAUACUGUAAGCAAACGACCUUCAAAACAAAGUCAAACAUUAUAUUGCAAACAUAGUAUAGCUUACAGCAAGAUUUGAAAUUAAAUUGCAAUUUCGGAUUAUAAUUUUAAGCAGAAACUCUGGUGAUGUAUUAAAUGGAUAUGAUAUCGUUUUGAUAUCAACAAUAAUGAAAGAAUACAUGCGACGAAAAUACAAUAUUAGGGCAUACACGUGAUUCUAUUUUACGUUUCAACUAUUGAACUGCAAAUUAACAAAAUUAAAGAACUCUAUAAAUUACAAGAAGAGGAUCUGAGAAUUGUGUUUGUUGACCGGGAGGUAAACUGUAUCAACUAUAUGCAUGGUAUUGUCAACAGCAGCUAGCUCGGACAUGCGGCAUAGGAACAACGCCAUCAUGUUCCCUCCAGACAGUUUCAAACCCAUGACAGGAGUCUACCGAAUGCACAUAAAUGAAACGAAAAAGGUAGUAGAGGUAUGUGUGAAGAUUGUGAAGAUAGGAGAGAUCGACACUCUCCAUGAGCAGUACACGGCAGAGGUCCUCGUCAAGGCAAAGUGGAGAGAGCCUGCCCUUGACUUUGUGCAGGAUGCCAAGGGUGUUGAUUUGGGGAACUACUGGCACCCAAAGCUGUAUAUAGCAAACACAAUAGGGACACCUAGUGUUGCAGAGACUAACACUUUUACCAUAGACAAAAACCAUGAGGCAUACAUGCGUCUUGAGAGACGCACAAGAGGCAUGUUUAUGGAAACACUAGAAUUGAGGGAGUUCCCAUUUGACAUACAGGAUCUAGCCGUUACUGUUGUAUCAGACCGUAUAGAGGAAGUCCAGAUCAUCCAAGACAGGGACGAGUACUCCAGUGUCUAUAGGUCGGACUUCGCCGAUGCCCAGGAGUGGUACCUCUACAGUAACGUGGACGUGGAAGAGACGAUCGCCCCAUAUGGUCACCGAACACGUUCCGCCCUAGUUGUCAAAAUGAAAGCUGCAAGACGGCCAAAGUACUUCAUAUGGAAUAAUUUCUUUGUGACGUUCGUUAUCACUGCGCUGUCGUUCUCCACGUUUGCUGUUAUACCAAAGUUGGUACAAAAUCGUCUCCAGCUGUCGUUCACCCUCCUCCUAACGUGUGUCGCCUACAAGUUUGCAGUGAGCCAGAACUUGCCCAAAAUACCAUACCUUACGUACCUAGAUCGUUACGUGUUAUUUGGAAUCACAACAUUAGCGUUAAUCUGUGUGUGGCAUGCUCUAGUGACUCUCUUUCUGGAGCACCCAAAGGUGGCUCUCAUGGACAUGAUCGUACUUAUAACACUAGCUUCCAUAUUUGUCCUAUUUAAUGUUACGUUCGCAAUAUAUAUCUAUGCGACAUUUAAGAGAAGGCAAAGAAGUGCUGCACCUCAAAAGCCCCACGGGUACGUUCAAUAUACAGAUGCAGAAAACGCUCCUGUGUCGCCACCUGCUAUGGAAAAACGUGAAGAACACACCCAUCUAUAAUGACGCUAACGCUAUUUACUAUUACAAUCUGACAUUCGUUAAUUUUGUACAGAAUAUUUAAAAAGCACUUAUUAGAACAUUUAUGUAUAUAUGGACGUUUUGUAUGGUAUCGUUUCCAACUGAGUUGCUCAAUUGUAAUUGUAUUUUAAUUAAAAUGUGCCAGAACAUACCGAGUAUGUAUAGUUAGCUAGACCACCCUGUCCAUAAUGGUUUAAAUGAAACACUGGAACAAACUUUUGAAAUACAUUUA
Molecule: messenger RNA, 1923 nt
Organism: Owenia fusiformis
Lineage: Eukaryota; Metazoa; Annelida; Polychaeta; Sabellida; Oweniidae
Source: the annotation of a GenBank genome assembly